CACUCGGCAGCCUCCAGCAUAUGCAUGCUGUGGACUUUGGAAAACCCAUUUGGCAUUUGCAGACCUGUUCUGUUGGAUCCACCCAACCAAAUUAGAUUCAUAGGCCUCAGCAUGAGGCUGCAAUGGGCCGGCUUUUUCCUGGAGGCUUACCUGACGCUGGCGGCCGCCAUGUAUAUCGAUCUGGGCGAGCAGGAGGAGCGAUGCAUCAUCGAGGAGAUUCCCGAGGGCAUGCUGGUGACGGGACAUUUCCUGUUGCAGCCCUGGGACUUGAAGUCAUCCACGCACUCACCUCACCUUGGCGUGACUGUGACGGUCCGGGACCCCAACCAUGAGGUUUUGAUGAGCAAGCGCUACGGCAUCUUUGCAAAAUUCACCUUCACGGCGCACGCGUCUGGUCAGCACUUCCUCUGCUUCCAAACCAACUCCACCAGUUUCUCCGUCUUUGCUGGAGAACGUCUGAAGUUACAUUUGGAUGUUCAGAUAGGUGAGCAUGUGAUGAAUCCGAAAGCCGAUGGAACCAAGGACAACCUGAAGAUCCUGGAAUACGGCCUGCAACAUCUCAUUGAUCAGAUGGUGUAUAUUACCAAGCAGCAGGAUUACCAGCGGGAAAAGGAGGAGGCCUUCCGGCAGAUCAGUGAGGACACACACAGUACCGUGCUGUGGUGGGCCAUGGUGCAGACCUUCCUCCUGCUUUCGGUCGGUUUCUGGCAGAUGAAGCGGCUCAAAGAUUUCUUUAUCGCCAAGAAGCUCGUCUGAUCACCACCUGCCAAUCAUGGGAAUAUCACUUGUUGUCAUUUAGUUCUAGUACAUUAAGGCCAUGAUGAUUUGUUUUGGAUUUAGAACUCUCAUCGACAGCUGUAUUAUCACUUGUGAGUCAGCAUUUCAUCACCAAACCACCAAAAUAAACAUGUCAAUCAGUGUA
Messenger RNA from Hippocampus comes (tiger tail seahorse), 922 nucleotides. RefSeq names its product transmembrane emp24 domain-containing protein 11. NCBI's taxonomy places the organism in Eukaryota, Metazoa, Chordata, Actinopteri, Syngnathiformes, Syngnathidae. The transcript is spliced from 5 exons. The record is from RefSeq and is a predicted model, not a curated record. Bases 25 to 756 code for a protein of 243 amino acids.